Molecule: messenger RNA, 294 nt
Organism: Cooperia oncophora
Lineage: Eukaryota; Metazoa; Nematoda; Chromadorea; Rhabditida; Trichostrongylidae
Source: the annotation of a GenBank genome assembly
AUGAACGAAUUAAUCACGAGAGCAUUGGAAAAGCAUUUAUUGGACAAUCGAGAAGACGAGUAUUGUCUUGUACAGUUGUUACCCAACGGAGGUGAAUUUCUGCUCCCUGAUAAAUGUAAUCCCUAUUACGCGAUGGCACCUGAUCCAUCAUCUCCAAUGCUCAACCUUCUCUUACGAAAGCGUAAAGAUGGUAUGAAAGGAGACGGUACGUCACCGUACGUUGGGCCAUCAACGAAAAAGUUAAACAAAAUGAAACGAUCGAACCUUCUUAGGUGGAGCAGCGGUUAUCUGUAA